AAUAUACUUUUUAUCUGUUUAUUAUAAAUUCUUUGUUAAUUUAAGUCUUCAGAAGUAGUAUUUUAAUGUAUACACAGAAUACCAAAAAGGUUAGACCACAACUUCAGUAGAUUAUAACGCGACACCUGAAAUGAGUUGCCUCCCCUUCAUCACUUUUGUUCGGUGCACAGAGACGACGAUGGUGACGGUGUACGCUGCAGCACUCGCAGUAAGCACUGUCUGAAGAAUUAUUAAUACUUAAGACCUACCGUGCGUAAAGGUGUAGAUCACUGGAAAAGAUCAUGGAGCAGGUUUUUGCGGCCAAUCAAAACCCAGUCCUUUCAACUAAUCAACAAACUCCAAGCAUUCUUCCAACCAAUCAAAAUAGUGCAUUCAUAGCAGAUCAAGAUACAGUUGUUCUUCCUACCAGUCCAGACUUCGAAAUGGAAACAAUUUGUUCUGAUCUUGAAAAUCAAAUAGACCCAACUGUCCUUGAUGAUAUAGAUCUUUAUUUAGAAUGUGAUGACGAUGAUGUAAACUUCAAUGUGCCAGUUCCAAAAGACUAUAAAAAUGUAACAUUUAAGGUUAGUUUUUAUCCAGGAAGUCAAAAUAGUGAAGAAGUUGGACAAAGAAAGUUCAUGUGUCGUGUCUGUGAGGAAGAAUUCAAAAUGGAAACCAAAUUCAAAGUUCAUAUGGCUGAUCGCCAUGGUGACAAAAAGCCUUUCGUUUGUAGUAUUUGUUCUUACAAAGCAGCAUCAAUAAAACUCAGGAAACAGCAUUUUGUUAAAGUACACAAUAUAGAAAAUAGCUCUGACACAAGUUUUGAGUGUUUAAGCAGUGUCAAUAGGCCGAAAAUGAAAUUCAUCUGCAGUAAAUGUUCAUAUAUUACAACAAGGAAGGAUGAACUUGUGACUCACUUCAACAAAAAUCACAGCAAGGCAGAUAACUUGUUUUCUUGUGAUCAAUGUAGUUUUGUGUGUAAACAAAAGAAGACAUUUUCAUUGCAUAUAAAGAAACACGAAAGAACUUCAUCAGAGUUGGUUUGUGAAAUAUGUGGGAAAGAUUUUAUAACAAACACUCAAUUUAACCGGCAUUAUAAGAUACAUAAAGAGGAGCGUCCAUUUAAAUGUAGCAUUCCUGGAUGUGAAACAACUUUCAAAAUUCAAGGUGCACUGACUGAUCAUGUGAAGUCUGUUCACAGAAGAUGUGAGAAACAGAAUCUCAAACCAGUGGGUCAUAUAAGUGAUCAGUCGAAAAGUGAAUUGAGCGAUAAGCAGACCCAAUAAAAUGUAUUUAACUAGUUAUUUAUGAAAUAACCAUUGUAUGUGUGAAUACAUAAAUGUUUAAAUAAUGAUUUCUGAGUUGAUUAUUUUGCCAACAUUUUCGAAUCCAGUUAUAUUUUUAACCAUGAGAUACAAAGAUAUGCUGAUUAUAUCUAUUCUACUAAGAAAAAUGUAAUGAAAGUCUUUUUCAAGUCUACCUCAGUGACCAUGGCCCUAUGAUAAUCAAUGUGGCCUAUUUUGUACAUUUAACCUGGUAUCUAUUGGAGAAUUUUUUCAUUUUUGGUCACAAUUAAAACGAUUAACACUGACACCGUGAUUUAUACAAGAUGUUUAUUUCAAUCAAUCAAACCCCCACCCCACCCUCCCUCAUCUAUCCACAUAGCUCAACACAUGAAAUUUGCAUUUGACAGAUUUACAAACACUAUUUCAAGUCAACUUCUGACAUUGCUGUAAUCAUGACAGGUUUUAAGAAGAUCUAUAAGGGGUAAAAUAGAGCAGCUAGCAAAUCUUUAACUACAUACAAAACAUGUAACAUCAUUCAACAAAGGAAACCUGUUCCAGUAUGGCCCACUUGCCAUUGUUUUCAUUUGUGGGGGAUGUUUUUGGAAGAAUGUUGGUCUGUUGAAAAAUAUCACAUGCAGGCGCAUUGUCUGUUGUCCAUUCUAACAUGAUUCGUUUGCAACGCACGACCAUGUUCUAAUCUGCGUUAGAAUCAUGAUCAAUCGUGUUAAGCUCCUCCCAUAGCA
Molecule: messenger RNA, 2008 nt
Organism: Mizuhopecten yessoensis (Yesso scallop)
Lineage: Eukaryota; Metazoa; Mollusca; Bivalvia; Pectinida; Pectinidae
Product: telomere zinc finger-associated protein-like
Exons: 2
Coding region: 282-1265 (327 amino acids)
Biological process (GO): regulation of transcription by RNA polymerase II
Cellular component (GO): chromosome
Molecular function (GO): chromatin insulator sequence binding
Source: RefSeq, a predicted model, not a curated record